CGAGCGCGCUCAUCGAUAAUAUAUUGUAAGAGCGUCAACGAGUCAAUCGUUCGUGUUAUUCGAGCAUCGACCAUCUAGCAAGAUAAAGCUCGAACACAGCCUGCCGAGCACUCGAUUGGACGCCUCAAGCAACUACAAUGGCAGCCCAACCGUAUAACUUUUCCUGGAUGGUGCCUGGCGAAAUCUGCGCCUGCGCGCGCCCCGACCGCCGUGCGCACGCUCAGUUCCUCAGGGACGCCGGUGUCCGGUACGUGGUGUGCUUGUCAGACGACCUGCCGCCUGCCCCAUAUCCGGACCUGCACAUCCAAACUAUUCCCGUUGAGGAAUUCGAACCCCCAACCCUCGACCAAAUACAUGAAUUUAUCGGGAUCUGUGAGCUAGCGAGAGCGCGGCAAGUGGCUGUCUGCGUGCAUUGCCGUAUGGGGCGCGGCAGGACGGGAGUGAUGCUGGCGUGCUACUUGAUUCGUUACCAGGGCCAGGUGCCACAACAGGCCAUCAGCAACGUCAGGUUCAAGAGGCCUUACAGCAUAGAGACUUGGGAGCAGGAGUUCGUCGUCAAGGACUACUAUGACCACUGGACUAAAGUUAGGACAGUAUGAAGUCGCACUAGAUAGAUAAGUAAAUAAUUUCAAGACAUUCCAUCAGAAAAAUAUUGAGGUACAUGGUGUCGUGUUUUGAAGUGUUGAUAGGGCGCUUAUCAUAUUUUAAACUGAUUUACUGUCUACGGUUAAAUCCGGCUUGAUCUGUCUCAUGACCUAAAUAAUUGGCUAACCUGCUCAUUUGCUUCUUCUGCCAAAGGUUAUCAACGUGAUACCUGGAAGUCCAAUAAACUAAAUCGUGUAAACCAUCCUGAAAUAAAUGUUAUACUUUUUACUUAUUUCAUUCUUCAGAACAUUAGGUAGGAUGCAAUGGAACAUUUGAUACAAUGAGAGUAAGAGAGAGCGAAUAUUUCACGCUUCUGAUCAUUUAAUAAGGCAAUAAAAGUCUUAGGCAAUCAUUGAUUGAGAUGCAACAAAAUUGUUCAAGCCUUUUCUCAAUAUAAAUUCAUU
Molecule: messenger RNA, 1049 nt
Organism: Hyalella azteca
Lineage: Eukaryota; Metazoa; Arthropoda; Malacostraca; Amphipoda; Hyalellidae
Product: dual specificity protein phosphatase 23
Exons: 4
Coding region: 138-599 (153 amino acids)
Biological process (GO): cilium assembly; protein dephosphorylation
Molecular function (GO): protein tyrosine/serine/threonine phosphatase activity
Source: RefSeq, a predicted model, not a curated record